Messenger RNA from Blepharisma stoltei, 1728 nucleotides. The record is from the annotation of a GenBank genome assembly. Lineage: Eukaryota; Ciliophora; Heterotrichea; Heterotrichida; Blepharismidae.
AUGGAAAUAACUCAUAAUUCUGUUGCAAUCAUCGGUGCAGGCCCCAGUGGAUUGGCAGCAUGCAAAUCUACUUUAGAGGUAGGUCUUUCUCCGACUGUUUUCGAAAAAGCUUCACAUUUAGGCGGUCUCUGAAAAGGCCACCAAGGAAUCUGAGACAAAAUGUUAACAAAUCUUUCAAAAUUUUCUUGCUCAUUUUCUGAUUUUCCUUGGGAUGAUAACUCUCCUAUGUUUCCCAACCAAGAAGAAUUGCUUUCAUAUCUCCUCCGCUAUGCAGAUCAUUUUAAUCUUCAUUCUUAUAUUCUUUACAACAGAGAGGUUAAAAAUCUAUAUAAACGCCGAGAUAAAUGGACUGUAGUCACAGAGCAUGAAUCAGCGGAGUUUGACUUUGUUAUCAUAGCCACUGGGAUAUAGUAAUUGCCCGAGGAUGGCGCUAUCUUGCGCCAUCCUCGGGCAAUUCAAAAAUAGCCCCACACCGGGAAUUGAACCCACGUGUGGGGCCAUUUUUGGUUAGUGGAGAACAUCGACUUCCACGCACCAAAAAUGGCCGCACAAGUGGGUUUGAUUCCCGGUGUGGGGCCAUUUUUUAAAUUGCCCGAGGAUGGCGCAAGAUAGCGCCAUCCUCGGGCAAUUACAAUAUUCUCCAAACCUCAUUAUCCAGAUAUCAAAGGAAUUGAAAAAUUUUCUAUAUAUCACAGUGUGAGUCACAGUCAUGAUUAUUGGAGAAAUUAUGAAUUAUCUGGCAAAAAAGUUGUGGUAGUUGGAGGGUCUUUUAGUGGAGCUGAAAUUGCUAGUGACAUUUCUAAAGUAGCAGGAGAGGUGCAUAACAUAAUAAAGUAUCCUUUAUGGGUUGCUCCAAGAUAUUUUCCGCCUAAUAAUAUACCAGUUGAUUUAUGCUUUUACUCAAGAGCUGCUAGUGCUUUUAAAAAAACGAGAGAAGCAAAAAUCAAUAACAGAGCAAGAAAUCAAUAUUUCAGCGGAAUUUUAGAGAAACAAGGAAAGAUUUGUCCAGAUCUUUAUAUAGAUCCAAAUAGCGAAGCUGAAUCAUAUUUAAUAAUAAGUGAUAGCUAUAUCGCAGAUAUAGAGAGCGGGAAGAUAUUUAUUCAUAAAGCAGAAAUCUUGGAAUUUGAUGAGCAAGGAAUAAUAAUUAAUGAACGUGACGAAAUAAAGCGUAUUAAUUGUGAUGCAGUCGUUUUUUGCACAGGAUUUGAGCCGAAUCUUGAUUUUUUAUAUUCUAGCAUAGCAGAUAAUAUCGGAUAUAACCCAAAAAAUCUACUUCAGCCAAUUUUGCUGUAUAAAAGCACUUUUUCUACUUAUGAUCCAACUAUAGCGUUUGCUGGAGUGUACCGUGGGUCUUAUUUUGCCAUUAUGGAACUUCAAAGUAGAUGGGCAGUAAUGGUAUUUGCAGGGAUGCUCUCACCAAUCGAUGAGGAAGCUUUGCAAAAAGGGAUACAAGAAGAAAUUGAAAUAAAAAACAAGAGGCCUACUCCUCAAUUUCCUCACCCAGAUUAUGUGAGUUUUGCUGAUAGUAUAGCUAAAGAAAUUGGAGCAUUGCCAAAUCUUGAAGAAAGCGAUCCAUUGUAUUCAGCGUUGUGAAAUGGGCCCUUGAUUCCAGCUCAUUACAGACUUUGCGGUCCUUUUAGCAAUCCAGAUCUAGCGAAACAGACAAUUAAGAGUGCACUGAUUGCCUGUGAGCGAGAAAAUCUAUGGAAUGAUGCAUUCAAUAAAUAA